Xenia sp. Carnegie-2017 is the source of this 4044-nucleotide messenger RNA. Its product is annotated as tripeptidyl-peptidase 2-like. Lineage: Eukaryota; Metazoa; Cnidaria; Anthozoa; Malacalcyonacea; Xeniidae. The record is from RefSeq and is a predicted model, not a curated record. Gene Ontology annotation, cellular component: cytosol. Gene Ontology annotation, biological process: proteolysis. Gene Ontology annotation, molecular function: tripeptidyl-peptidase activity; serine-type endopeptidase activity.
UUUAUCCAGCAUGCGGUUUCUAUAGCAUUUCCAUCCAUACGAUUGCCAUUAAUAGUUUUAAUAUUUUCAAUAUUUACACAUUGUACACGCGAGAGAGAUCAUGGCCGACGAUCCUCCGAUUGAUUUUCCUGUUCAAGGCAUUCUUCCUAAACGGGAAACUGGAGCAGAAAGAUUCCAGACGCUGAAUCCAAAUUAUGAUGGUCGAGGCGUGCUUAUUGCAGUGUUUGAUACAGGCGUUGACCCAGGAGCGGAUGGAUUGAAGGAAACUACAGAUGGAAAAUGUAAAAUUGUUGACCUUAUUGAUUGUUCUGGUAGUGGAGAUGUUGAUAUAUCUGUAGUUGUUAAACCUGAUGAAGAUGGAUUCAUUGUAGGGUUGACUGGGAAAAAAUUGAAGGUGCUCGAAGAAUGGAACAAUCCAACGCAAGACUAUCACAUUGGAAUAAAGAGUGCUUUCAGUGUUUUCCCCAAUUUGCUUAAAGAAAGAAUGAAGAAAGAAGAAAAAGAAAAGCAAUGGGAUCCAGAACAUCGCAGGUUAACUGCCAAUGUCAUGAAAAAAGUUCCAUUAGAAAUGCCACAAAAUAAAGAUGAUAAGGAAAACAAGGAAGAAUGUGAGGCGCAAGUGGAAGUUUUAGGAAUGUUAGAAAAGAGUUAUGAAAGUAUUGGACCAGUGUUUGAUUGUGUCGUAUUUGAUGAUGGCAAUGGUUGGAGGGUCUGUAUUGACACAUCAGAAACUGGUGAUUUGUCCAGUUGUCAGGUGCUAUCACCUUACAAGGAGUCAGAUUAUGGUACUUUUGGUACUCAAGAUAUGAUGAACUACACCGUCAAUGUGUAUGAAAAGGGUAACAUUCUCAGCAUUGUAACUGAUUCAGGCUCUCAUGGAACUCAUGUCGCAUGUAUUGCUGCUGGAUAUUUCCCUGAUAAACCAGAAUGUAAUGGAGUAGCUCCUGGUGCUCAGAUAUUAUCAAUAAAAAUUGGCGAUACCAGACUUGGAUCCAUGGAAACUGCACCAUCCAUGAUUCGUGGGCUUAUAGAAGCUGUGAAAAAUAGAUGUGAUUUGAUAAAUAUGAGUUAUGGAGAGGCUGCUCAUUGGACGGAUUCUGGCUGUGUUAUCAAUCGUAUAAAUGAAAUUGUGGACAAACAUGGAAUAAUAUUUGUAUCCAGUGCUGGAAAUAAUGGUCCUGCACUAUCCACAGUCGGUGCUCCAGGUGGAAUGGCAUCAUCUGCUAUUGGUGUUGGCGCUUAUGUUUCGCCUGAUAUGAUGGAAGGUCAAUAUUCAUUACUGGAAAGAAUUCCUGGAAUGCAAUACACGUGGUCUUCUCGAGGACCGUCGACUGACGGUUCGUUAGGUGUAAGCAUCAGUGCUCCUGGUGCAGCAAUUGCAUCAGUUCCAAAUUGGACAUUGAGUGGUUCUCAGCUCAUGAACGGCACGUCAAUGUCUUCGCCAAACGCAUGUGGUGCUAUAGCUUUAUUGCUUUCUGGUUUAAAACAAAACUCUGUUGAGUACUCCCCAUAUAGCAUAAGAAGAUGUUUGGAAAAUACAGGAUCAUUCGUCAACGAUAUCGAUCGAUUCGCCAUUGGUCAUGGUUUAUUACAAGUGGACAAAGCAUUUGAUUUAUGUCUUCUUAACAGUAACGUUUCUGAUAGAGAACUUCGAUAUAAGAUUCACUGUGGGAAUGGAACUAAAGGAAUUUAUUUACGUGAAUAUCACGAAACUUCUAAAGUUACAAAGAAAAUGAUUUCAAUUGAACCAAAAUAUAUGGAUCAUGUUGAAAAUGACGUAAAAAUAAGUCUUCAUUUGCGAAUAAGUUUGGUGAGUUCUGCUUCGUGGUUGGUGUGUCCCAAAGUCUUAGUUUUAAUGAAUAAAGAGCGAUCAUUCGCCGUUAGUAUUAAUCCUACUGGACUGCCACCUGGUCAUCAUUAUGCGGAGGUAAUCGGCUAUGAUAGCCAAGAUAUCAAACGUGGUCAUUUAUUUAAAGUUCCAGUUUCUGUCAUAAUUUGCUCCAAGAUAGCUGAAGAUAGUUUGGUAGCGUGGAAUGAUAAAGAAAUCAGAUUCAAACCUGGCGAUGUUCAUAGGACUUUCUUUGCUGUUCCUUCUGGUGUAACGUGGGCAGAGUUAAACAUGUCAAGAUCCAGUAACGAGAAAAGAUGCAAGUUUAAGAUUGACGCUGUUCAAAUUCUUCCCUUGAAAUCCUACCAAACUCACAUGUUCAGCCGUUUUAUGGAGCUGAAAGGAAACUCGAACGUCACACUUAAGUUUGCUGUUGAGGCUUGUGUAACAUUAGAGGUCUGUAUUGCUAAAUGGUGGGCAAAUAGUGAAGAAUCGUCAAUUAAGGUCUCCUUAUCAUUUCAUGGAGUGGAACCAAGUUUAAAGUCUGUUACUAUGCAUAGUUCUCAGAAACAUCAACGUGUUGAUGUCCGUUGUGCAAUGGUGCCUGAGGAGAUUUCCCCAAGUAUAAGUCUUAAUACUUAUUGUCAACCAUUAAGACCUAGCGAAAGCUCAAUAAAUCCGCUUGGUGAUAGGGAUGUUUUCCCGAAUGGCAGACAUAUUUACGAGCUUCUGUUGCUUUACAACUUUAACCUGAACAAGGCCACAGAUAUUUUUGUCAACGCCUGCCUUCUUAGUGAUCUACUUUAUGAAUCAGAAUAUGAAGGUCAAAUGUGGAUGCUGUAUAAUUCAAAUAAAAUGUUGAUUGGUGUUGGUGACGCUUUUUCUGAGAGGUACAGUGUGAAGCUUGAAAAAGGAGAUUAUGUCAUAAGACUUCAGGUUCGUCACGAACACAAGGAAAAAUUAGAGCGUCUUACCUCCAUGGAAGUAAUUCUGGAGCAAAAGAUUGCAUCGCCUUUGUCCUUGGACAUACAUCCAAGUCGUUUAUCGGCGAUGAUUUGCAGUGAGAAGUUUGGUACCCGAAAGUUACACCCUAAUGACGUCAUACCAUUGUUUAUAGGUCAUUUGCCACAUGACAAAUAUAUGAAGGGAAUAAAAGCUGGCCAUUACUUAUCCGGUGCCGUAACAUAUCUAAAAUCAACGGAUAAAAACAAAGUCUCUACAUAUCCUUUCAAGUAUAUCUUCUCGUUACCUGCGUUGAAGAAAAAUAGUCAGGAACGAAAAGAUUGUACAGGAAAUAACAAAGUAACCGAUGAAGAAACAUCUGAUACAGACAAUGUAUCAAAGCAAAUUGAUGAAGCAGUUCGUGAUUUAAAAGUUUCUUGGCUCCCAAAAGCACAAGAUUCUAGUCUGUACGAGGAGUUAAAGAAGGCAUAUCCUGAUUACAUCCCACUUCAUUUAGCGCAACUGAAAACAUUAGAUGAAAGCAAGGAUAGAGAUCAAAAGCUGGACGACAUUGUCGCAAUAGCUGAAAACGAUAUAAUACAAAAGAUAGACAAGAAUGAAUUACUUAGUUAUUAUGGAAUGAAAUGUGAUCCUCAAACAGAUGCUGCUAAUAAGAAAAAAGAUAUGGAAAAACUAAAAACUGCUUUAUUGGAAGCGUACAUAAUAAAGGGCAAUGCUUUAGCGUCAAUUUUGAAAAAACAACAAGAAGAUGGAUCAAGUAUAAACGGAGAUUAUUUAGAACAGCUUAAAAGCAUAUAUUCAGAAAUUUUUAAGUGGAUUGAAGUUUCAGAUUCAAAGGUUUCAUCGUUUGUGGUAUCUUAUUUUUAUGUUAUGAAAUACUAUGGUCGAGCUUUGAAAAGAUUGCUUAAAGAUGGUCAGGAGAAAGCCAUGCCGUUGGAGCAAUAUGAAAAAGUGAUUGAGCUGUUUCAUCACCUUGGAUGGACGCAUUGUAGCAAACAUUUUAGAGACAUGAAGCUGGUUCGUUACCCGAAAAAGUAUCAACCAUUUUAAAUAUACACGCUCAUCUGUGCUUUCUACGAUUCCUUACUAUGAUGAAUAAAUUUCCAUACCCAGUUUAUGAAUUAAACGCUAAUUGUUUUACAUUUCAUUUUAAACAUUGUCAGGCGAAUUUUUUAAAUUUGACUGUAUUUUUUGAAUGAUUUCGUAUAGUAAUAUGUACGAAAAUGAAAUAAAGUACUGUUAUAACUCUUUGA